This is a messenger RNA of Hyalella azteca, 2888 nucleotides long. RefSeq names its product actin-histidine N-methyltransferase-like (gene Setd3). The transcript is spliced from 11 exons. NCBI's taxonomy places the organism in Eukaryota, Metazoa, Arthropoda, Malacostraca, Amphipoda, Hyalellidae. Gene Ontology annotation, molecular function: transcription coactivator activity; protein-L-histidine N-tele-methyltransferase activity; histone H3K4 methyltransferase activity. Gene Ontology annotation, biological process: positive regulation of transcription by RNA polymerase II; peptidyl-lysine dimethylation; peptidyl-lysine monomethylation. The record is from RefSeq and is a predicted model, not a curated record. The coding region runs from base 423 to 1883 and encodes 486 amino acids.
GAGACUCUGAGUGUCAGUCGGAAAACCAAAUUGGAUGGUGCGAGAGAUCAGAGUGUGGCGUGCCAUUUCUUCUUCACCUCCAACAGUCCAACCCGCCAACAACAAUAAGUUGAAUGUGCUUAGAGGCAAAGAAAGUCAUUUUUACACCUCCAGGCUUCAACCUCAAAUAAGAAAACUAGGCUACGUAUCACGAAACGUUCCUUCAUGGAACGUAGCUAACACUUAGAUUCUGAUUUCUGAGGUGUCAUCCAUGAAUACCUAACUAUUAGUAACUAGGUACUACCAGUACCAGGCUACCCCAGUCCCAGUGGCCCAGUCCCCACGGCCCAGUCCCACUCUUUAGUGAUCAGUUCAUUCAGUUGUCAGUCACUCGUCGUCAGUACUUGCUUGAGAAAAUCUAUUAUCAAGCCAGUCAGCCAGAAAUGGGAAAGAAUAAAAAAAUUAACAAGUUGAAGGGGACACCCAAGGCCAAGUUAUCACCUGCUGUUCAAUCUGACUUGACACAUCUUGUUGACAAGUUGAUUAAAAAAUGUACCAAAGUCCCGGGUCCAGCAUCAUCAUCAAAGCAAGAGUGUCAAGAUUUUGAAGAAAUUUACAACAUUGUUGAGCAAAUCAGGACAAUAGAGAAAGAUAUAAUCUUACCCCAUUAUGCACGAGAGGAGCAACUGAAAGAUUUGUUCAAAUGGGCUGAGAAGAAAAACAUUAAGGUAAGGAAAUUAGCAGCAACUAAGUAUGAAGAUGAAGGAUAUGGUUUGACAUGCAGAGAACCUCUGGAUGAAGGUGAAGUUGCUCUGGAGGUUCCUUUGUCAGCCAUGUUGACAGAGAAGGAUGCAUCAAAUACAUACUUAGGGACAUUAAUCAGGCGAGAUCCCAUGUUGCAAGAGAUGGGUAACGUGAGACUCGCACUGCACCUACUGGUGGAGCUGCUCAAUGAUGACUCGGAAUGGCGGCCAUACGUGCGCAGCCUGCCUCGCCAGCACGUCUCUCCUCUGUACUUCACUCCUCGCCAUAUACAAACACUUAAAAACUCGUCGCUUCUAGGGAGUUGCGUGAAGCACUACCGUAACAUUGGACGGCAGUAUGCUUACUUCUAUCGUCUACUUCGCUCGCUACCUGAGGCUAGGGACUGGCCCCUCAAGGAAUAUUUCACCUACGAUGCUUACAGAUGGUCCGUGAGCUGUGUGUGCUCGCGGGUUAACAGCGUCCCUGUGGCGGAGGGGGCGCCGGUGCUGGUGCUUGUGCCGCUCUGGGACCUUGUCAACCACAGGCCUGGCAAGAUGUCAACUGACUUUGUACGCGAGGAAGGCAAGCUGGUGUGCUACGCGAACCGUCAUUUCGCGGCAGGCGAGCAGUUCAGCAUGCACUACGGUCACCGCGACAACGCCGAGCUCUUCAGACUCAGUGGCUUCGUGGUGCCAGACAAUCCAAACGACUACGCUUUGGUGCGAUGCCCUUUGUCCACGAGUGACGCUGACUUGGCGGCGAAGGUGGCGCUGCUGGAGGCGCUAGGUGUGAGGGACGGCGAGGCUCUCCGCCUGCUGUGGGGCGACCGUCCCGUCACGGCCCCUCUCUGGGCGGCUGCCGUUAUCUACUGCGCCAAGUCUGAUUUCCUGGAGGAGGUUCGUAGGAGCCAAAGCCCUGCGGCGCUGCUGCUGGAGGUGCAAGACGACCCGAGGCUCGCCGAGCUGCGGGCCGCUGUUGUCAAGUUCUUGACCGUGAAGUUCGACUUGCAGGAGCGGCUUCUUGGCAGAGAUACCGCGUCUGUACCUGCGGACAGCGAUGACGCUCGAGACAAGCUCGUGGUGAGCGCCCUCCAAGCUGAGGCCCGCUUGUUCAGUUCCGCCCGACAGAGCCUCGCUUCGUCUGCCUUUGUCUCCUCUUGAAGAUUGGCUCUCUGCCCGACAGAGCCUCGCCUCGUAUUUUUUGAAAAUUGUUACUGAACCUGAAAACUGCCUAAUUGUUUUGUCGUCGGUUUGUUUCGAGCUAGUUGUAGAGUUAUGAUUUUGGAAGUGCACUAAAAUAGAUAUUGAAGGAGUUUUCAACCUGUUUCUAUUGAGAGAUUUUAUAGUAUUUAACAUGAAUUUCAACCAGCGCUCUUAGACAUUGUGUUCUGGGUGCUGUGCAACAUUUCCAUGUUGGAAAUGUUGCAAUUUCCAACAUGUUUCACUUUUAUUUUGUGUACAUCAUUUUUUGUUAGAUUUGAAAGAUGUUUAUAGAUGCCUUCUAUACGUUGACUAACGAAUUUCAUUGAAAAAUUUACUCUGGAACUUAAUCACAACCUUUUCUCACAGUUCAAACAGUGCCAUGAUUUUGCAAAAUAGAUCAUAAAGCUAAAAAAAUAAGUUAUGUGUAAAGAAUUGACUACCGUGGUUUGGUUUGUCCCCGCGUUGUCCUCAGUUCCCCGUUUACACUACGAAUAUCAAGACUAAAAUUACUGCUCAUAACCUAUGAUGUUUUGAGGUAAUACCUUCGUCUUCUGAUGCUUUUUGCCGCUAUUCUUCCUGCAAUAGAAUUCCAGGCGUUGAGGCACUGCUUUAUAUCAUCGCAUGCCAACUGACUUCUAAUAGGUGACAUUUUCUUGCAAAAAAAAAAAAACAAAAAAAAGUUUUUUAGCGUGACCCAUGUCAUCAAUUUAUGUAAUUAUGUACAUGUAUUAAAAAUAGGCUGUAACCAGUCUAUAGUUUAUGUGUCAUCGAAUAUGCUCUGCAUUGUGCAACUGAAUUUAUACAAGUGUUGAAUGAUUUCUAACAUAACAGUGUCGUCUUUACUGUUUUGUUUUUAGUUACUAAUGAUUUAUUGGCAAAAAUAAUACCUCAUCCCGGCUUUCUCAACUCGUGUGCCGCAUUAAUACUAAAACUAUUUGUUUUAAUAAAAGAGCUUAACCGAGA